AUGCCCCUGAAGAAUGUGGUGAAACGAGGCCUUUCACGCAAAGGGUGUCUUAGCUGUAAGAAGCUUAAGAUCAAGUGUGAUGAGGCCCGACCUAUAUGUGAAUAUUGCAGCCAUACGGGCAGACGAUGUCUUUACCCAGACGUGUUUGAGGCUUUCAAGGAGGGCCAGGGACCAGUUGCUGAAGAGGUUCGGGAGAUCUACUCGCUGCCUGAAAGUAUGGCAUCUGCUGAGUCGACGCCGUUUGAAGACGACGCGUUCUCUGAUUCAAGGCAAUUCACCUUUCAAGUGCUUUUGGGCUCCGCCGCCAGUCAUCUACAGAUUCUGCGGUUUGAAUUGAGAGUGCUACGAUUCUUUAACGAUAUUUGUCUACCGCAUUUCACGUAUAAUGUGAAUAAGCGUCAGGUCAGAGUGUGGCUGGAUGUGGUUCCUCUGUACUUCAUUGACUGCCCCCUGAUAAAGCUGGCUAUUUUGGCCACGGGAUGUCUAAGCAUGAUGCCUUUUUUGGGUGUCCAGAAAGUUAUAGACGAUAAUAUGUCUGAGGAGGCGUUGCUGCAGAGACUAGAAGAGACUUGUGGGCUGUAUGAGAUCCAACAGAUGUUUGCAGACGAUUAUUUAUUUGAUGAGGAUUCCAAAGAUAUCAAUUUAUUCACCAAAGCUUCUACGCUACUAUCUGAAUCUAUUAAUGCCACUAAUACAUCCAUGGCCCUGCUUCAGUCUCCAGAUCUCACUUCCCAGGAAAAGCUUCCCCAUUUGGUCAGUGCCACGAUAGGCAACUCGCUCCUUUUUGGCUUUUUGGGCCUUCAGCCCUGGAAAUUGGCCCCUCUUGUACAUUUCCCAGAGGAGAAUGAGGCACCGAAAACAGACUUGCUCAACGUUGCAGUGGGUUUGAGGAUGGUGGUGGUACAGAACCUACCUUCACUAUUAUCCUCCGACAUUGCUGAAUUGUACCAUAAUGAUGAACUUAUGCUCAUACCCAGAAGAAAAAUCAAAAUCGUGGAGGACUUGAAGGCACAGCUUGACGAUUACCUACAAGGAGCAGGGUUCGGUUUCUUUGACAUCGACCUGGAUACCAGCAGAAUGAUCAAUGUGUUCCGUGACUCGUUGGUUAGUCUAGAGAAAGUCUGUGCAUUAGCUGUCAAAUUCAACUACCCGGUGAUGUUGUUCAGAUGGCUUCUAAUCAUCGACACAGACUUUGUCACAUACGUAAGGUCCAAGAACCGUUAUGCGCUUCGGCUCUUAUACGUCUAUGCGUGUCUCUGUGUCCAUUAUAAAUUCUGGCUCUUUGAAAGCAGUGUCUGGCGUGACCACGUUAUGUGGUACAGAUCUAAGUACGGGCCGUUGUGUGAGUUUGACGAGAGACUCUACCAUUAUGUGGUGACCAGGAGGAAGUACGUUUUAAACGACAACUACCGAUCGAUCAAAGAUUUUGACGUCUGGUCGUCUGAAUUUGACUACUAA
Messenger RNA from Candidozyma haemuli, 1458 nucleotides. Its product is annotated as Zn(II)2Cys6 transcription factor domain-containing protein. Gene Ontology annotation, molecular function: zinc ion binding; DNA-binding transcription activator activity, RNA polymerase II-specific. Lineage: Eukaryota; Fungi; Ascomycota; Pichiomycetes; Serinales; Metschnikowiaceae. The record is from RefSeq and is a predicted model, not a curated record. Gene Ontology annotation, biological process: regulation of transcription by RNA polymerase II. The transcript has 2 exons. The coding region runs from base 1 to 1458 and encodes 485 amino acids.